Messenger RNA from Fukomys damarensis (Damara mole-rat), 2072 nucleotides. RefSeq names its product protein O-fucosyltransferase 2 (gene Pofut2). The record is from RefSeq and is a predicted model, not a curated record. The coding region runs from base 66 to 1364 and encodes 432 amino acids. Lineage: Eukaryota; Metazoa; Chordata; Mammalia; Rodentia; Bathyergidae. The transcript is spliced from 8 exons. Gene Ontology annotation, molecular function: peptide-O-fucosyltransferase activity. Gene Ontology annotation, biological process: protein O-linked glycosylation via fucose.
GGCGGAAAAAGUGCUAGCUUCCGGGACAGACGCCGGGCUGCCGGAAUUGCGUGGCCGCCGGGGCCAUGGCGGCGCUCGCCGUCGUCUGCCUGCUGGUCCAGGCUGCUUCCUGGCCGCUGAUCACGGCCUCGGGCGAGUUCUGGCCCGGCCAGUCGGCAGCGGACAUCCUGUCGGGGGUGGCGUCCCGCAGACGGUACCUCCUGUACGACGUCAACCCCCCAGAAGGCUUCAACCUCCGCAGAGACGUCUACAUCCGUGUGGCCUCCCUGCUGAAGACCCUGCUGAAGAGUGAGGAGUGGGCGCUUGUCCUGCCCCCUUGGGGCCGACUCUAUCACUGGCAGAGUCCCGACAUCCACCAGGUCCGCAUUCCCUGGUCUGAGUUUUUCGAUCUUCCAAGUCUCAACAGAAACAUCCCUGUCAUCGAGUAUGAGCAGUUCAUUGCAGAGUCCGGCGGGCCCUUCAUCGACCAGGUGUACGUCCUGCAGGGCUAUGCAGAAGGCUGGAAGGAGGGUGCCUGGGAGGAGAAGGUGGACGCGCGGCCCUGCAUUGACCCGCUGCUCUACUCCCAGGACAAGCAUGAGUACUACAGGGGCUGGUUCUGGGGCUACGAAGAAACCCGGGGCUUGAAUGUAUCCUGCCUCUCCGUCCAAGGCUCAGCGUCUGUCGUGGCCCCUGUGCUGCUGAGGAACACGUCCGCCCGGUCUGUGAUGUUAGACAGAGCUGAAAACCUGCUCCAUGACCACUAUGGAGGAAAAGAAUACUGGGACACCCGGAGGAGCAUGGUGUUUGCCAAGCAUCUGCGUGUGGCCGGAGAUGAGUUCCGGAGCAAGUUCCUCGACUCCAGCGAUGCCGCGGACAGUGUCCCCGCCGAGGAGGACUGGACAAAGCUGAAGGUCAAGCUGGGCUCCUCACUCGGAGGUCCGUACCUCGCUGUCCACCUGCGGAGGAAGGACUUUAUCUGGGGCCACCAGCAGGAUGUGCCCAGCCUGGAGGGUGCGGCCAGGAAGAUCCGCAGCCUCAUGACGGAGCACCAGCUGCCCAGGGUGUUUGUGGCCACAGAUGCCAUCAGGAAGGAACAGGAAGAGCUGAAGAGGCUGCUGCCUGAGAUGGUGAGGUUUGAGCCCACCUGGGAGGAGCUGGAGCUGUUCAAGGAUGGGGGCGUUGCCAUCAUUGACCAGUGGAUCUGUGCACAUGCCAGGUGCCUACCUGCCCUACUCUGCCUACCCUGCCCUGCUGCUUGGGGGCCACUUUCCCAGGUUCUCACCAUCAGCAUAGACCUCACCACAGGGCACACUUUGCAAGUUUCCUCAUCAGUCAUGGGCCUCGCUCACUGCCUUCCUGAGUUCAGACCUCUCCUCUCCUAGUACGUCCCAUUGCCUGGUCCCCACCCUGACAGUCGCCAGUCCCUGGUGUGGCUGGCAUCCUGAGGACACGGUUCAGGGGGGCCCACGCUGGGUCUCAGGCUCUCAGAGGGAGGCCCGGCCCCAGGACCUUGGGUGGGGAACCAGGGCUGAGACUGGCUCUGCAGGUUCAAGUCAAACAGAAACUCAAAGAGCGUGGUCACUGUUGGUGUGGGCACAGGAAGUGCACAGGCUGGUCUGCGGGCUGACCUGAGGUGGGCCACUGGCGCUGUCCCCAACAGCAGGGCUCCAUGGCCUGCCGGGCAGGCGCAAGGUAGGUUUUUUUCUUCUUGGGGCCAGCUGUGUACAGUACACAGUGGCUGGCAGCGUCCGGUGGCCUGAACGCUACUCUGGGGCACUGGAGGCUGCACGUCCCCUCCUGCCUUGGUGUCCUCAGGAAGUUCCAUGGCAUCUGUGUAAGGUGUCACCCAGCGUAAAAGCACUGCAGCCCCAGGCCACCCCACGGUCACAUCCACUGCUGAGCUCGCAGCUGUGCUGUAGAAACAUCUCAGGCCUCUCAGCCACCGCACCACCCUGGCCUGUGCUGGCAGAGGGCACAGGACGGAGGUGCUGGCAGAGCCACCAGGGCACAGGGAUCCAGGGUCCCCGCCCACCUCACGUGGUGCUGCGGCAGCUGAGGUCCUGUGUGGCUCUGGGAACCUCUCGUGUCGC